Messenger RNA from Punica granatum (pomegranate), 1223 nucleotides. Lineage: Eukaryota; Viridiplantae; Streptophyta; Magnoliopsida; Myrtales; Lythraceae. The record is from RefSeq and is a predicted model, not a curated record.
GUGCAAAACACUAACAACUUGAAGCACUUGAUCUGGGACUCGCGGCCUGUCCCGACAAUGUGGGGCCCCCGGUGGGACCGUCUUUUGCAGUAGACAAUCUUCUCGUUGGUCACGUCAACCAAGAGUGAAGGAUGGAUCAUGCCUCUAAGAUGGCCACCAAAGAGGGAGAGAGCACCGACUCCAUCUACCCAACCAUUGACGUCUCCCUCCUCUCCUCCUCUGAGAACGAACUGCAGAAGGUGAAGUCAGUCCUCAGCUCCUGCGGCUGCUUCCAGGCGGUCGGCCACGGAAUCCCAAGCGAGUUCCUCGAUAAAGUCCGAGGAGUUGCAAAGGAGUUCUUUGCUCUCCCAGAUGAAGAGAAACAGAAGUGCGUGCGCGCUGCGAAUGAAGUCGAAGGUUAUGGGGAUGACCUGAUAGUGGCGGAGAAGCAAGUGAUCGACUGUUGUUACCGCCUUUUCCUUCGGGUGUUCCCUGUAGAUCAGAGGAGGCUCAAUCUUUGGCCUGAAAAUCCGACAGAUUUCGGUGAAAUCUUGCACGAGUAUGCCACUAAGGUGAAGUCCGUGAUGGAUGAUCUCUCGAAGGUGAUGGCUAGAUCACUGAACUUGGACGAGGACAGCUUCUUGAGCCAAUACGGAGCUCGGCCAAUAAUGCAAGUGAGAUUCAACUUCUACCCGCCUUCCCCAAGCGCUGAUGUCCUGGGUGUGAAGCCUCAUUCCGAUAGGUCGGGUAUCACAGUCCUCCUACAGGAUGAGGAAGUGGAAGGGCUUCAGGUCUUCAAAGACGGGGCAUGGGCCACUGUUCCCGUGAUUCCUCAAGCUCUCGUCGUCAAUCUUGGAGAUCAAAUGCAGAUAAUGAGCAACGGGAUUUUCAAGAGUCCCGUGCACAGGGUCUUGACCAACCCGAACCAGCUGAGGCUAUCUGUGGCCAUGUUCAAUGAGCCGGAACAAGAUGGAGAAAUUGGGCCCCUGCAUUGCUUGGUGGAUGAGGCUAGGCCGAGAAUGUACCGAACUGUGAAGAAUUAUGCAGCCUUCAACUAUGAGUGUGUUCAGAAGGGUAAAGUGCCGCUCGAGGAAGUACGGAUCAAGUCCUAAUUUUGAGCUCUUCAUUAUUCUGUACUGAACCGAGUGGUGAUCGAACUAUCGAUGAUGAAUGUGAACUUCUGUGGCAAUAAUGCAUUCAACCGGAGUCCCAAUCUUAUAAGCGUUAUUUAGACUGUUUUGGUU